CAGAUAGACCAGGAAGCAUGAGAAAAAAAGAUGAAAUGACUGUAAAAAGUCAAUGUUUAACUAAAAGUUUGGUGUAAACUUUUUUUUUCUUACAGACUUUCUUCUACCUUUUGAAAACCCAUCGAAUAUCUUCAGAAUGGCCAGCAGAGGAACUGUUAAAGCCAGUGCCAACUUCAAUGCAAGUGAAGAUGCAGAGGUUCUGCAUAAAGCCAUGAAAGGACUCGGGACUGACGAAGAUGCUAUCCUGCAGCUGCUGACUGCUCGCAGCAACGGUCAGCGGCAGGAGAUCAAGGCCGCCUACAAGACUCUGUUUGGGAAGGACCUGGUGGAUGACCUCAAGGGAGAGCUUGGUGGUAAAUUUGAGACACUGAUUGUGGCUCUUAUGACCCUGCCUCUUACUUAUGAUGUGACAUGCCUUCGAAAUGCUAUCAAGGGGGCAGGAACAGAUGAGAAGGUUCUGGUGGAGAUACUUGCUUCAAGAACAGCUCAGCAGGUGAAGGACAUUGUUGCUGCUUAUAGACAAGAGUACGACGAUGACUUGGAGGAGGAUGUAUGUGGGGACACUUCAGGUCACUUCAAGAGACUCUUAGUUAUUCUGCUUCAGGCAAGCCGUCAGACGGGUAUCCAGGAGGGAAACAUCGAGAGUGAUGCUCAGGCUCUGUUUAAAGCAGGAGAGGAGAAGUUUGGAACCGAUGAACAAUCAUUUGUCACCAUUCUGGGAAAUCGAAGCGCACAACACCUGAGGAAAGUGUUCGAUGCCUACAUGAAACUGUCUGGAUUUGAGAUGGAGGAGAGCAUUCAGAGGGAAACAUCUGGAGGCUUGAGGGACCUGCUAUUAGCAGUAGUGAAGUGUGCCAGAAGUGUUCCAGCCUAUUUUGCUGAGACUCUUUACUAUGCUAUGAAGGGUGCAGGUACUGACGAUAACACUCUAAUUAGAGUGAUGGUGACUCGCAGUGAAGUCGACAUGUUGGACAUCCGGGCCGAGUUCAGGAAGAUGUUUGCUUGUUCUUUGCACUCAAUGAUCAAGGGAGAUACUGGCGGUGACUACAGGAAGGCUUUACUGAUGCUCUGUGGUGGAGAUGAUGCAUAACUUCAUCGGUUAUUGAUAUUAACUCACCUGAAGUGCCUCAUCAUUUAAAAUUCUGUUCUUUUUGUUUGUAUAUCCAUCAGGUCUUUUUAAUCCAAAUAUUGUUUUUGAAUGGUAGCUAACAUUUUGUUCACAUUAUUGCAGCUUUUUCUACUAAUAUGAUUCAUUUAUUACGCCGAAGGACCAGAUAACAGUUGUUUUCUUUGCACUUUGUAUGUCAGAACAAUUUCUGCAACAUUAAAUGUUUCACUUGAUGAAG
Messenger RNA from Cyprinodon tularosa, 1346 nucleotides. RefSeq names its product annexin A5b (gene anxa5b). The record is from RefSeq and is a predicted model, not a curated record. The transcript is spliced from 12 exons. Bases 137 to 1090 code for a protein of 317 amino acids. Gene Ontology annotation, molecular function: calcium ion binding; calcium-dependent phospholipid binding. Gene Ontology annotation, biological process: negative regulation of coagulation. Lineage: Eukaryota; Metazoa; Chordata; Actinopteri; Cyprinodontiformes; Cyprinodontidae. Gene Ontology annotation, cellular component: cytoplasm.